AUGGCAUAAUCAUUUAAAGCUAGAUUAAAUUAUUUAUAACUUCAAUAAGGUUUUUCAAAUGAAUUCAAUAGUUAUCAAUAAUAAUAAAUUAAAAAUAAAAAAUCACUUAAAAACUAAGACUUUUAUUAGAAUUAAGAUGAUCAUAAUAUUGAAAAGAAGUAAAAGGUGUUGACGAAUAAUUAAAAAAAAAUGUAACUUCCUAUUGCUAUGCUGAAGAAAAAAUACAAAAUUAAUUGGACAUCAAAAACUAUUAGACUAAAUUAAUUAUGAUCAAC
Molecule: messenger RNA, 275 nt
Organism: Paramecium sonneborni
Lineage: Eukaryota; Ciliophora; Oligohymenophorea; Peniculida; Parameciidae
Source: the annotation of a GenBank genome assembly